CUGCUGCUGCUGCCGUGUAUGAGAGAAUCUCUUUCUUACUUGGUGGACUAAAGAUGAAGAAGGGGUCAUCAGUCCCACACAUUUAAACACCUUUAAACUGUUAAGCGUGUUGGACUAUACUGUGCAGCCUUAGGGUCUCCGAUCCUCUUUACCACUUCACUUUUCAAACACAGAAGAGAGAGAGAGGGCGAGAGGGAGAGAGGGGGAGGCUUCGCUCUCUGUAUAAGAAAUGGACGUGGACCGAGGAUUCUAUCGUCAGGUGGACGUCCAGGACCACGCUCACUACAUCGUUGCCUUCUUUGUCUUGGUGAUUGGAACGGUGGGUGUUAGCGGGAACGCCCUCGUCAUGUACGCCUUUUUCUGUAACAAGAAUCUUCGGACACCUCCGAACUUUUUCAUCAUGAAUCUGGCCGUCAGUGACUUCCUCAUGGCCGUGACACAGUCCCCGAUCUUCUUCAUUAACUCUCUUUACAAAGGCUGGAUCUUUGGUGAAACUGGAUGUAAAAUGUAUGCCUUCUGUGGCGCUUUAUUUGGCAUCACCUCCAUGAUAAAUCUUCUGGCUAUCUCUAUAGAGCGCUACAUUGUCAUCACUAAGCCUCUGCAGGCCAUACAAUGGACCUCAAAGAAGCGCACUUGCAUCUUUAUUGCCGUGGUGUGGUUGUAUUCAUUAGCCUGGAGCCUUGCACCACUGUUGGGGUGGAGUUCGUAUAUUCCCGAGGGCCUGAUGACCUCAUGCACGUGGGACUACGUGACAUCUACUCCGUCCAACAAGAGUUACACUUUGAUGUUGUGCUGCUUUGUGUUCUUCAUCCCUCUGGGCAUUAUAUCCUACUGUUACCUGUGCAUGUUCCUGGCAAUCCGCCACACGAGCAGAGAUGUGGAAAAGUUGGGGUCUCAGGUGAGGAAGUCAACCCUCAUCCAACAGCAGUCCAUCAAGACUGAAUGGAAGCUGGCCAAGAUUGCCUUUGUAGUCAUCAUAGUGUUUGUGCUUUCCUGGUCACCUUAUGCAUGUGUCACCCUCAUCGCCUGGGCUGGAUAUGGAAACAUCCUCAAUCCCUACUCUAAAGCCGUGCCUGCUGUUAUAGCAAAGGCAUCAGCAAUCUACAACCCUUUUAUCUACGCCAUCAUUCACGCCAAAUACAGGGACACUCUUGCAAAAAAGGUUCCCUGUCUGCGCUUCCUAAACCAGGCCUCCAGGCGGGACUGCAUAUCCAUAUCACACAGCGAGUCGUCCUUCAGAGACUCAAUGUCGAGCAGACAGUCGUCAGUCUCCAAAACCAAGUUUCACAGAGUUUCCUCUCUGUCUACAUCAGACACACAGGUUUGGAGUGACGUGGAGUUGGACAGUAUGGACCAGAGCCAUCGCGUGAAGUCGAGCUACUCGCUCGGAGCUCUAAGGGACAAAGAGUACAAAUCAUUGGCAAAACAGAUUGAUGAAAGGGGAAGCCAUAGCCAACAACAAAUAAGUUUCAGUCCAGAGGAUCAUUGAACAGACGUGGACACAGCCCCAUCGACUGAAUCUAACAUGUACACGCCCUU
Molecule: messenger RNA, 1539 nt
Organism: Solea senegalensis (Senegalese sole)
Lineage: Eukaryota; Metazoa; Chordata; Actinopteri; Pleuronectiformes; Soleidae
Gene: opn4xa
Product: opsin 4xa
Exons: 10
Coding region: 230-1489 (419 amino acids)
Biological process (GO): visual perception; G protein-coupled receptor signaling pathway
Cellular component (GO): membrane
Molecular function (GO): G protein-coupled receptor activity
Source: RefSeq, a predicted model, not a curated record